This is a messenger RNA of Calidris pugnax (ruff), 1361 nucleotides long. It is a transcript of the gene RASSF1, whose product is annotated as Ras association (RalGDS/AF-6) domain family member 1. Gene Ontology annotation, biological process: Ras protein signal transduction. Bases 26 to 1072 code for a protein of 348 amino acids. Lineage: Eukaryota; Metazoa; Chordata; Aves; Charadriiformes; Scolopacidae. The record is from RefSeq and is a predicted model, not a curated record. Gene Ontology annotation, cellular component: nucleus; microtubule cytoskeleton. The transcript has 6 exons.
GCGCAGCGCCCGCGGCCGCCGGGCCAUGGAGCUUAUCGAGCUACGGGAGCUACAACCGGAGCCGCGACCGGGCCGGGGCCGCUUAGAACGGACCAACGCUUUGCGCAUCAGCCCGGCCCGACGGUCCGGGCCCGGUCCCGUUUCCGGAGGACACCCCGAUCCGAGAUUGACGGCGGUACCGGGAGCCGGGCACCACUUCGAGCCCCGGCGCCGCGGGCUCCACACCUGGUGCGAUCUCUGCGGGGAAUUCGUCUGGGGCGGCGGCAGGAAGAGCCUCCAGUGCCGCCACUGCAGCUUCACCUGCCACUACCGGUGCCGGGCCCUGGUGCGGCUGGACUGCAGCGGCCCCCCGGGUGCCGGCGACGAGGACGAUGGCACCGAGCAGGCGUUGGAGAAGGACACCAAUGUGGAUGAGCCCAGCGAGUGGGAGAAGGCAGAGCUGGACCAGGCGCAGGUGGAGCAGCGGAUCAAGGAGUACAACAGCCAGAUCAACAGCAACCUCUUCAUGAGCCUGAACAAGGAUGGCUCCUACACCGGGUUCAUCAAGGUGCAGCUGAAGCUGGUGCGCCCCGUCUCGGUGCCGGCCACCAAGCGGGUCCCCUCCCUGCAGACGGGGCGGCCGGGGCCCCGCAGCCAGGCGGUGAAGCGCCGCACGUCCUUCUACCUGCCCAAGGGGACCGUCAAGCACCUGCACAUCCUCUCGCACACCCGCGCCAGCGAGGUCAUCGACGCCCUCCUGCGCAAGUUCACCGUCGUCGACAACCCCCGCAAGUUCGCCCUCUUCGAGAGGUCCGAGAAGGAUGAUCAAGUGUACCUACGGAAGCUGGCUGAUGAGGAGCAGCCCCUGCGGCUGCGGCUGCUGGCCGGCCCCAGCGAGAAGGUCCUCAGCUUUGUCCUGAAGGAGAACGAGACCGGGGAGGUGAAUUGGGACGCCUUCACGCUGCCGGAGCUGCACAACUUCCUGCGCAUCCUGCAGCGGGAGGAGGAGGAGCACGUGCGCCGGCUGCGGCACCGCUACGCCCGCUGCCGCCAGAAGAUGCAGGAAGCCCUGGCCACGCGCACCCCGGGGUGACCACCACCGCCUGCGUCCCACGGGCAGCCAGCGCACCGGGACCCUCGCCCGCCGGCGGGUCGGGGGGCACCAGGGAGGGAGAGGGUGGAAUGGGGCACCCCGGGACCCACUGGGCUGUCACAGCCCCCAUAGGGCUGGCCCGGGGAGUGAGAGUCCCCGGGGGAGCAGGUGAUCCCCAGGGAAAGGGGUGUCCCCGGGGAGGCAGGUGUCCCCAGGGGAGUGGGGGACGGCAAGUGUCCCUGGGGGGAAGCAGGGUGUCGAGCACCAAUAAAGGCAUCUUGGUGACGAG